AUGAAAAAUUUUUAAGAUGCUAAUAAGAUAGAGAACGAUUUUUUGACCAAAUUUUUUCGAAAGAAUAGCAAUUUUUUCAAAGAUCUUCAAGAAAAAUUUAAAGAUCUUAUCACUGAGGUUAAUCCUUAUGAUACUAUAUUGAGAAUGGAAAUUUUAAAUAGACUAAUAUAUUGCUUGAUUCAAGUAAGAAAUAAAGAAGAAGCCUCCAAAUAUCUUGAAGACUAUGAAAAGUUAGUUUUGGCAUAUUAGUAAAAUCAAGGUUAUUAUUGCCAUUAGAACUAUCAUUGCUUCAAGAGAUGGUAAUUUUUGGUUAAGUACUAUGAUUAUUUCUAUCCAAACAAAUAUCAGAAUGGGAUGAUUCAUAAUCAUUCUUAAUAAAUGAUUGAAGAAAGAAAAAAAAUAUAAGAGAAAAAGAUACAGGAAGAUAUAAUAUCUGAGCUAAAGAAAUACGAAAAAGAAAAUAUGGAUUCAUAUAGCUAUAGAUACUUGCAAUACCUCAUGAAAUUCUUAUCAAGAUAACUUAAGCACAACCCAGAUCAAGGAAUAUAAGUGCUGAAAUAUGUAUUGUAAUGGAGAAAUAAAAUGGGAAAAUACUUUAGAAAAAUAAAUGAUGUACAUCUUACAUAUAGUGCAAAUUUCAUUCAAACCUUAAAACUCAUGAAUCUGUUAAAUGUAGAAAAAGUAAAGAUUGAUAAAUAUAUAAGGAAAAUCUAAACCAUAAUGCAUGGCAGAGUACCUAAAAUCUAUAUCGGCUCAUUUGAAUACAUUAAGCAAUUUCUUAUUCAGAGUCCUAAAAAAUGUUUAACCGACAAAGAGAAUAAAGAUUGUUUAAAAUUGAAGGAAAGCACAAGUAAACAGAAGUUUUUCAAUAAACUCUAAUAGUAACUCAAUUUAAUUAUAGAAAAUCCAGAAUAUUCUCAAUUAUUAUUCUAUGAAGAAGAAUAACAAUUUGAUAAUGAUUUAUAUUUGAAGAAUUAUGAGAAUCCCGAGGAUUUUAGAGAAGCAAUAUUAAAAAUAAAAGGAGAAAUCUUUCGUAAUAAUAUUCAAAAGAGACAGAAGUGCACUUACUUUGAUUUAAAAUGUUAGUUUGUUGAUGAAACUUUCUUGAAUGAUGAAGUUAGAUUUUCAAAAUUUAAGCAAGAUAAGGAAAAUAAGAGUAUUUUUUCAAACUGA
Molecule: messenger RNA, 1173 nt
Organism: Stylonychia lemnae
Lineage: Eukaryota; Ciliophora; Spirotrichea; Sporadotrichida; Oxytrichidae
Source: the annotation of a GenBank genome assembly